Molecule: messenger RNA, 999 nt
Organism: Aspergillus welwitschiae
Lineage: Eukaryota; Fungi; Ascomycota; Eurotiomycetes; Eurotiales; Aspergillaceae
Product: cupin domain-containing protein
Exons: 3
Coding region: 1-999 (332 amino acids)
Molecular function (GO): dioxygenase activity
Source: RefSeq, a predicted model, not a curated record
AUGAGUGCGACGCCUCAGCAGACAUCUACCUCUCUGCGAGAAGAAUUCGAAGCAUCCGCCCACAGCAAGAAUUACCAACCUCUCUGGACGGUCUUCGGUCAAAUGGUGCCAUCAAAACCCAAUCCCCGCGCCGUGCCAGCUAUCUGGCGAUACGAUCAGCUUCGCCCGGAUCUGAUGAAAUCCGGAACCAUCAUUACUGCGGAGGAGGCCGAGAGACGAGUGCUGAUGCUGGUGAACCCUAACAUGGAUGCCCCUCACACAACAGACACCAUCUACGGAGGCCUGCAGCUUGUUCUUCCCGGAGAAACAGCCCCCGCGCAUAGGCACGUUGCGUUUGCGCUUCGCUUUAUUAUCGAAGGCAAUGACGGGUUCACGGCGAUUGAAGGCCAGAAGAUCCAGAUGGAGACAGGGGAUGUGAUCCUGACUCCUUCGUGGUGCUGGCAUGAUCACGGUAAUGAGGGCAAGGCUCCCAUGCUCUGGCUUGAUGGAUUGGAUUUGCCGCUAUUUCGACGGUUCCCGGUGAAUUUCGCAGAGGAGUACACAGAGAGUCGUUACCCUGCGUUGUCUUGUCUAACUGAAGCAAAUUUAUUUAUUAGGGACACCCAAGACAGCCCCAUACGCUUCCCCUGGCGGGACGUGCAGGCUAAGUUGGACGGCGCAAAUCUACCAUACGCAGUUUAUCACUAUAAGAGUAAGGGAAAGAGUUAUCUUUCUGAUACUAUCAGUGCUCAAGCGGAGCGGUUGGGUCCGGGUUACACCACUGUUCCUCGGCGGGAGACUUGCUCGUUUCUAUAUCAUGUUAAAUGCGGUAAGGGCUAUUCUAAGCUUGUAACGGCAGAGGGAGAGGCACUUGAGAUAGAGUGGAAAGAGAAGGAUACGUUUGCUGUGCCUGCAUGGUGUCAAAUUCAACAUGUAUGUUUGUCAGGUGAGCCUGCUUAUCUUUUUGCGAUUAACGACCGACCCAUGCUGGAGUCGUUGGGGUUUAUCAGACAGGCUUAA